CUCGUCUUCUUCUUCGCUCCGCAGAGGAAACGCACCGGAUAGAGCAGAUGGAGUAGAGAGCGAGAGGAGGACCGGAGAGGCUUGAAAGUUGUUUUUUAUUAUCAUUAUCAUUUAAUGUCUUUAAAACGUUAAAAAAAACAGGGUUGAAAGCUCCUCAGCUCUCCAGUUUGGCGCGGAUCAGACAAGGUGUUUUUCUGUGGAUUUACGCACGGCGCUCCUGGGACAGAGAAAAGUUUUGCAGACUAUUUUUGUUGCACAGGAAUGCUAAAACAGUGUGUUUUUAGCACACAGUAACUCAAAUUAUCAUCUUGAGCAUCUAUGGAAUGAUUUCCCACCUUUUUUUUUAAAUAUAGACUUGUAGAAUUUAUUCAUGGAUUAGAAUAAACUUUGGACUUUUAACAAAAAAACACCAGAAGAAAUAUAUGUGAAGAUAUAUAUAUCUAUAUGCUUUGGAGUAUGGCAACAGCAACUUCGAGUCCAUACCUCGCCAGCAGCAGGAUCUUAUCCGGACCGGUCCUCCACUCCUCAGAUCGGAGGUCUGGUGGUGGCAUGCAGCCGGGCAGCACCGCUGUGACCACGGUGUCUUCCAGCCACCACUACAGAGGGGAUCCCUCAGUCAAGAUGGUGCAGAGUGACUUCAUGCAGGGAGCCAUGGUGGCGAGCAACGGUGGAGGGCACAUGCUGAGCCACGCGCACCAGUGGGUCACAUCGUUGCCUCACGCGGCAGCCGCAGCAGCAGCAGCAGCAGCCGCGGUGGCAGCAGCAGCAGAGGCCGGCUCUCCUCCUCCGUGGUCCUCCGGCGGCUCCCAGCAGCAGCAGGACGUGAAGAGAGGAGUGAGAGAGGACCUGCACACGGGCACAGCUCUGCACCACCGGACCCAACAUCUGGGAGCACAUCAGGCGCACCCGGGGAGUUGGGGAGGCAGCAUCAGCAUCACCGAAGAGCAGCAGCAGCAACAACAACAACUCAUUUACUCUCAGUCUGGAGGGUUCACAGUCAACGGGAUGCUCAGCUCGCACGUGGGUCAGAGCCUCAUGCACCAGGGGAUGGUGCGCGCGGAGUCUCCAGAGCUGGACCUCCAUCAUCACCAUCAUCAUCACCAUGGUCACCACACGCAGCAUCAUCAGCACCAGCAGCACCACGAUGCCGCUCACUCAGACGAGGACACUCCGACGUCUGACGACUUGGAGCAUUUCGCCAAACAGUUCAAACAGAGGAGGAUCAAGCUUGGGUUCACGCAGGCAGACGUGGGUUUAGCUUUGGGGACGCUUUACGGCAACGUGUUCUCACAGACCACCAUCUGCAGGUUCGAGGCGCUGCAGCUGAGCUUCAAGAACAUGUGCAAGCUAAAGCCUCUGCUCAACAAAUGGCUGGAGGAGGCCGACUCCACCACGGGCAGUCCGAGCAGCAUCGAUAAGAUCGCCACGCAGGGCAGGAAGAGGAAGAAGAGGACGAGCAUCGAGGUGAGCGUCAAAGGCGCGCUGGAGAGCCACUUCCUCAAGUGUCCCAAGCCGUCCGCGCAGGAGAUCACGUCUAUGGCGGACUCGCUGCAGCUGGAGAAGGAGGUGGUCCGGGUCUGGUUCUGCAACCGCAGGCAGAAAGAGAAGCGAAUGACGCCGCCAGGACUGACACCACGCACACCGGAGGACGCGUACUCACAGGUGGGCAGCAUGGGACCAGACACACCGUCACCAUCCAUAGACUGCAAGAGGAUGUACAGCGACACGUGAGAAAUAAGUGUCCCGGACUAGAAAUCUGAACAACGUUGAAGUGUUUGAAUACAUUUUUAGAGAAAAUAUCUCAUGUUUCACCUAAAUGAUAGGAUUCACUUUUUUCUUACAGCUCCCCAUGACCUUUGAUCCUCAAUAAUGAUGUUAUCAAGUGUGUAUUCAUUUCAUUACUUUUAUGCAUCCUCGGGUAUUUUUCUGCACUAUGAAUCAGCCUUUGGGACAGAAAAUGAAAAGCUUAACUAAAGUCUAUUAAAGGCUAUGUUUGUUCGCCAAAAAAGCCUACAUAAUUAGCAUUUGAUCAAUCUGAUGCCAAGAAGUUAAAAAAAAAAGUAUCUCUGUAAUGUUAAAAUAAGUGUCCGGACUAGAAAUCUGAACAAGUGUUUGAGUACAUUUUUAGAGAAAAUAUCUCAUGUUUUCCCUAAAUGAUAGGAUUCACUUUUUCUUACAGCUCCCCAUGACCUUUAAUCCUCCAAUAAUGAUGUUAUCCAGUGUGUAUUCAUUUCAGUUCAUUGCAUCUACUUUUAUGCAUCCUUGGGUAUUUUUCUGCACUAUGAAUCAGCCUUUGGGACAGAAAAUGAAAAAGCUUAACAAAAGUCUGAUUAGAAAAGUAUUUAAAGUCUAUUAAAGGCUAUGUUUGUUCACCAAAAAAGCCUACAUAAGUGUCCGGACUAGAAAUCUGAACAACGUUGAAGUGUUUGAAUACAUUUUUAGAUAAAAAUAUCUCAUAUGUCCACCUAAAUGAUAGGAUUCACUUUUUCUUAAAGCUCCCCAUGUUCUUUGAUCCUCCAAUAAUGAUGUUGUGUAUUCAUUUCAGAGCAUCUACUUUAAUGCAUCCUCGGGUAUUUUUCUGCACUAUGAAUCAGCCUUUGGGACAGAAAAUGAAAAGCUUAACGAAAGUCUGAUUAGAAAAGUAUUUAAAGUCUAUUAAAGGCAAUGUUUGUUCACCAAAAAAAAGCCUACAUAUUGAACAUUUGAUCAAUCUGAUGCCAAGAAGUAAAAAAAAAAGUAUCUCUAAUGUUAAAAAAAUAAGAAAAAGUUCCCUUGUAAUGCUGCAGAGUUUGAUGUCCCACAGGCUAGACUGUUGAUUUAAUGCGCUUUAUUCAGCAUUAAGUUUUAAAUGAGCAAUAAUUUAUCUUCCUUCAAACGUGCUUUUGACUUUUGUGUUGUGUGUCAGUGGAUUUAUGUUGUGACACAGUUUAAGAUUUUACCAGUAUUGUGUUUUCCUUCAUAGGAAACUCCUUUUUUUUUUUUAAAUUAGCAAACAUUCCCUUAAGUUUAUGUACGAGUAAGUCUGCUGUGUAUUCUUGUGUGAUGGAUUGGACUAUUUAUUUUUUUUCCACUGUGUUUAUUUUCAUGGAAUAGACUAAUUAUUUAAUAAAUUUGACAUAAGGAAA
Molecule: messenger RNA, 3125 nt
Organism: Sebastes umbrosus (honeycomb rockfish)
Lineage: Eukaryota; Metazoa; Chordata; Actinopteri; Perciformes; Sebastidae
Gene: pou3f3a
Product: POU class 3 homeobox 3a
Exons: 1
Coding region: 445-1731 (428 amino acids)
Biological process (GO): brain development; regulation of transcription by RNA polymerase II
Cellular component (GO): nucleus
Molecular function (GO): RNA polymerase II cis-regulatory region sequence-specific DNA binding; DNA-binding transcription factor activity, RNA polymerase II-specific
Source: RefSeq, a predicted model, not a curated record